Messenger RNA from Camelina sativa (false flax), 1535 nucleotides. Its product is annotated as 2-oxoglutarate (2OG) and Fe(II)-dependent oxygenase superfamily protein. The record is from RefSeq and is a predicted model, not a curated record. Lineage: Eukaryota; Viridiplantae; Streptophyta; Magnoliopsida; Brassicales; Brassicaceae.
UAUAUAUAUAUAUAACACCACUUCACAACUUCUCAUGAACAAGUAGAAGAAAAAGAGCAAGAUUAAUAAGCCAGAACAGACAACAUGAACAACCAAGACGAGAUAAAGAUUGAGCCUGAGAGCAAGAACGGCUUCAACGACCGAGAACAAGAAGUCAAGAACAAGAAUGGCCUCGGUGAAAAGUGGCCAGAACCCAUCGUCCGAGUCCAAUCCCUAGCCGAGAGCAACCUCACCAACCUACCCGAACGUUACAUCAAGCCGCCAUCUCAACGCCCUCAAACCACCAUCAUCAACCACCAGCCGGAAGCUGCCGCCUUAAAUAUCCCGGUCAUAGACCUAGACAGCCUCUUCUCUGGCAACGAAGACGACAAAAAGAGGAUAUCUGAGGCAUGCCGUGAAUGGGGAUUCUUUCAGGUGAUCAACCAUGGGGUGAAGCCGGAGCUGAUGGACGCAGCUAGAGAAACUUGGAGAAGCUUCUUCAAUUUACCCGUCGAAGCCAAAGAAGUUUACUCAAACUCCCCAAAGACCUAUGAAGGAUACGGAAGCAGAUUGGGUGUGGAAAAAGGAGCCAUUCUUGAUUGGAAUGAUUAUUACUAUCUCCACUUUCGUCCUCUUCCCUUGAAGGAUUCCAACAAAUGGCCUUCUUUACCUACUAACAUUAGAGAAGUGAUCGAUGAGUAUGGGAAGGAACUAGUGAAUCUAGGCGGGAGACUCAUGGCGAUCUUAUCGUCAAACUUGGGGCUAAAAGAAGAUCAACUCCAAGAAGCAUUUGGUGGAGAAGAAGUUGGUGCAUGUAUGAGGGUUAACUAUUAUCCAAAAUGCCCCCAACCGGAGCUUGCCCUCGGCCUCUCUCCUCAUUCCGACCCCGGCGGCAUUACCAUCCUCUUGCCGGACGAUCAAGUCGUCGGCCUUCAGGUCCGUCACGGUGACACAUGGAUCACUGUCAAUCCUCUUCGCCACGCAUUCAUUGUUAAUCUCGGCGAUCAAGUUCAGAUACUAAGCAAUUCGAAAUACAAGAGCGUGGAACAUCGAGUAGUAGUGAAUUCGGAAAAAGAAAGGGUUUCACUAGCAUUCUUCUAUAACCCUAAGAGUGACAUUCCGAUCCAACCAAUGCAACAACUUGUCACAUCUACGAUGCCUCCUUUGUAUCCUCCCAUGACCUUUGAUCAGUAUAGACUCUUUAUUCGAACGCAAGGUCCACGUGGAAAAUCCUACGUUGAGUCUCAUAUCUCCCCUCGUUAAAUGAUAUGAACUUCACAAAAAUGUCCGAUAACUGAUAUCAAGCUAUGGAAGAUCAAAGAAGUACCAAUUCCAAAGAUCGGCGAACAUAUAUAUCGAGAUCGAAGUGAAUUAAUUAAAUACCAAAAAUUAUCAUGUGUGUUUUAUUUUGGGUUCUAUCGCUUUACGUAAACUCUAAAGAUGUCGUUCUCUUAGUAUAAUUAAUUGGUAUAUGUGAUUAAUGUUGUAGCAUGCUAAUCAAUAAUUAUCCCUUUCUCUAUGAUUAGUAACAUUAAUAAUGGAGCUUAUUGGUACUA